AUGAAUGACAAGUUUUCCAACUUGUAUUAUUCUCCUGAUUACAGAUCUGGUAUCGAUGCUUUGACUAGACAAUCUUUAAGAUCAAUUCAGCAGGUUCAUGAAUUGCGGAGUCUAAUUUUCAAAUAUAUGAAUUACUAUCAUACAAACAGUGCGUUGUUAAAUAAGGUAGUCGCUGAUACAUUAACAUCUGAGAGCUCCUUAAAGCCAUACGCCUCUGAAAAAGUGAGAAAUAACCCUGUGAAGAAUGGAAGGUCAGUCUCUGGUCUGGUUCGUGUCGACCAAGAGAACAUGCUGAAAGAUAAACACGACCACAAGUUCGACUCAAUGGCCACUGCUUUCGAUUCUUUUCUUCAAAGAGUAUCCGAGGAAUCAGCAGUCAUGGAAAGAUUGGCGAUGGCUAUUGAUGUGGAAGUUUUAGAACGAAUAUCUACCUUUAUCAAAGUUUAUGAACCACAGGUUAGGACUAGCUUGGAUCGUUUUGAAGAGCUUCUUGACGACUACAAUGAUUCUUAUGCAGAAAUAGAAGAUCUCAGAGUAAAAUAUGCUGACGCUUUACAAAGGAAAGAGUUCGAGAAAAGUCAUCGAAACUCUGACCAACUUGAACCUCAGAGUAGCAAUAGAUCAACAACUUCUGGCAAUGAACUGGACGACGAUUACAAUGAUUCGUAUGCUGAUAGUGAGAAGUCUUUUGGCCAUGAAGUCAGUCGCCCAGAACUUGACUUUCCGCUCCAUCUAGGCCCUGUAACGUUUUCUAACGAGGACCAGUUUUCUAGGUUUUUGAACAAAAUGAUAUCAAAUAUAACGACAGUUAAAAGAAAGCUUCCAAUCCCUGGUUAUCGUAACGAAAUAUUUAGCAGUGAACAAAUUUGUGAAUAUUUAAAGAGAGAGAGGCCCAACGGCUUAGUUCCUGCGAGAGCAAACCUUGAGAAGUUCGGUCAAGGCUUGAUUGAUUUAAACCUAAUGAUUGGUACUGGUAUCUUGGGCUCCAGGAAAUUUAAAAGUGAAUCAAUGUUUUUCGAAUGGUCUGACUUGUCGCUUUUUGUAUCAAACUACUCGAAAACUGAGACCAUUCCUGAGCUAGAGAACUCACAGUCUAACAGAUCCUUUUCAGAGCAAAAAUCACAUAUAGAUCAGCAAGGCGUGAACGAUUUCGCUCAAAAUGCUUCUAAAAAGUUUAAUGGCUUAUUUAGUAGUAUGAAAUUAUCAUUAAAAAAAAAUUCCAUAACAUUAGACGAACUUGAAGACAAAUACACUAAAGCUUAUAUUAAAAUGAACAAUUUGAAGCGUUUAUUGGAUUUAGAAAUAUCUAAUAAAACUCAGAUGUUUGAACGCUUUGAAAAAUUGAAGAUAGAUCUAUUUUAUCAAAGCUUGGCAAAGGUUCUGGAGGUGAUUUAUAAUUUCUCAUUGAAAGUGUCUACUCAUCUUCAUUCAGUUGCUGUGAGUUUCAAGGAUUUGGACCCCAAAAUUUUUCUGAGGGACUUUGAUGACCUCGUUGAAAACUUUUCCACUGGUAUUUAUUUUCCGUCGACUGUUUCACCCUAUAACUUAACUCGAAAGCGUUUAAGUACCAAUCAGACUAAUAAUUCGUACCAAAACUUGAAGUUUCAAUUUAAUUUGUACAAGGACAUCACACUACAACCGCUUCAUCAUGAAAAAAAUUCAAAUCAGCUUUUAAGCUUGUAUUCGGCUCCUGAAUUUCUCUAUUCUGUCCUUCAAUUGAUAAAUGAAACUACAGAUCCUGAGACGGAUACCUCGAAGUUCUGGCUAAUGCCUUUAGAUCAUCAAAAGAACUGGAUUCUUAAACAGUCUAUUAUCAAUUUAACAAAGGAUUAUCGACCAACUGACUCUAUCAAUGUGAGCAACGAAUACGAGUUACAUAUGGAUAUAUUAAAUGAGAUCUUGGAACUUAUCUCUAAAGAACUGACGCAGUCCUUGAUUAAUUUUUUGAAGAAUUGGUUAUUAGAGAUCGGUGACUCUGUUAUUCCCUGUGCCGUUUUUGAUACCAUUGUUCGCUCUUAUUCUAGUAUCGAAAACGAUGAAGACAAGAAAGUGGAACUUGUCAAGGUAUUGAAUACUAUUCCUCGAAGCAAUCUUUGUUCCCUCAUAAUGAUAUUAGAACAUAUUUGUCGUAUUUUUGAUGACCUUUCAGAAUUACCAGCAUAUGGGUAUUCUGAUGAACUUAUUGAAGACUUAUUGGAGCCAAAUGAUAUCGAGUCACUAAGGAGAACAUCUAGUAUUUUGAAUGCAAUGGACCAGAUUGGUGCUGUUCCGUUUCUCCAUUUGAUUUUAAGACCUUCGCUGGUGAAAAAUUCUAACGGUUUUAGACCCCCCUUAGAAUUAUAUAACAAUGUUCUCAGUGACCUUCUUGAUGUACAAUUGCGCUCUAAACUAUUCAAGGCUCUCCUUUCGAAGGAAAAGUCCUAUAAGUCGAAAUUAGAAAAGGAAAAGAACAUUCAGCUUCCAAAAUUACAAAAGCAAAAAGAGCAUACAAAGAUAAUAUCGGCUACACCAAAACCACUAAGCUCGAGUCCUUACACUAGUCCACCUGGUACGAGUGAUAGCUUUACUUUACGACCGUUUAGGACUGGAAUCUCUCCUGCAGUUUCCCCAAUAAGUUCUCCCCGCCAUACUCCCAAGCAUUCAAUGGAAGUAGAUCCACUGAGUGGAGGUGGCAAUAAUAAUACAAGGUCCCGAAACAAUAGUGCCUCGAUUUUAAAAAAAAAUAUCGACGUGGAGUUUGAAGACAAACGUUAA
Molecule: messenger RNA, 2754 nt
Organism: Priceomyces carsonii
Lineage: Eukaryota; Fungi; Ascomycota; Pichiomycetes; Serinales; Debaryomycetaceae
Exons: 1
Coding region: 1-2754 (917 amino acids)
Source: RefSeq, a predicted model, not a curated record